Molecule: messenger RNA, 1592 nt
Organism: Fusarium odoratissimum NRRL 54006
Lineage: Eukaryota; Fungi; Ascomycota; Sordariomycetes; Hypocreales; Nectriaceae
Exons: 1
Coding region: 369-1535 (388 amino acids)
Biological process (GO): tRNA wobble position uridine thiolation
Cellular component (GO): mitochondrion; cytosolic tRNA wobble base thiouridylase complex
Molecular function (GO): tRNA binding
Source: RefSeq, a predicted model, not a curated record
UGUUCUGGCCCCACAUUAAAAAAAAACUCGACCCCACUGGCUGGAAGAAACAAGGACAGGCAGGCGAGGGGCUGGAGCUGAUCUUUUCACGACUAAUGUAGCGCACGUGACCGUGACUCUUUCAGUCAGGCAAACAUACUCAUGGCUGGAGUCGAUGAUUGGGAGGCAAUAUCUUGAGAAGGAGGGGGGGAAAAAAGCUAGAAACUGUGAAGCUGAAGUUAUUUUGAAAAAGACUUCUCCAACAAAGUAACUGAACUCGCUCGACAUAAAACCUCCUGUACUUGGAGAAGUCGUCCACUCACUCCGUCCGUAUAAGCACUCACAAAGACUCAAACCACUUGAGACUUUCAAACUCCACUAACAGCAAAAUGGCACCUACACCUUGCGUUCGGUGUCAGAACAACCGAGCUGUUGUAAAGCGACCCAAGAACCAUCAUAAGCUAUGCCGGGACUGCUUCAUCAGAGUGUUCGAGGAUGAAGUCCAUCACACAAUCACAUCAUCAGACCUCUUCUUUCGGGGUGAAAGAGUUGCUAUUGGUGCUUCAGGUGGCAAGGAUUCAACAGUGCUGGCAUCUGUAAUGAAAACCUUGAACGAACGACACAACUAUGGACUUGACCUAGUACUUUUGAGUGUCGACGAGGGCAUCAAGGGAUAUCGGGACGAUUCCUUAGAGACAGUCAAGCGAAAUGCUAUUCAAUACGACAUGCCCCUGGAAAUUGUUGGUUACGACGAACUGUACGGAUGGACCAUGGACCAAGUUGUCGAGACUAUCGGAAAGAAGGGAAACUGCACAUAUUGUGGUGUUUUCAGACGACAGGCUCUGGACCGAGGAGCCAAGAAACUGGCCAUUCAGCAUGUCAUCACUGGUCACAACGCUGACGAUGUUGCCGAAACCGUUCUCAUGAAUUUGUUACGAGGCGAUAUGCCACGGUUAUCUCGAAGUACCAGCAUUGUUACCGGAAACGCAAGCAGUGAGGUCAAGAGAAGCAAGCCUCUCAAGUAUGCAUACGAAAAGGAGAUCGUACUUUACGCACAUCACAAGAAGCUGGACUAUUUCAGCACAGAGUGUAUUUACAGCCCCGAGGCUUUCCGAGGAACAGCACGUGGACUUAUCAAGAAUCUGGAGAAGGUACGGCCAAGUGCAAUUCUCGACAUUGUACGAAGUGGAGAGGACAUGGCUCGACUUACACCAGACAAGGGCCAAGCUGCGUGUGGCUGCGACGAAGGCGAGGGACUUGGAGGUUGCGGAUCAGCCAACGGGCGGACUUCUGGUAACGAGAUGGCCCAGGUCGAGGCCAGCCUUAAGAAAAAGCACGAGUCUACAGCUCUCGAGACAGAGAUCACAUCCAAUGGAACACCCAAGGACGACGCAGUUCCCUUACCAAUAAGGACUAAGAAGCAAAAGGAGACACCUGCACCAAAGCAGAAUCUAGGAAAGUGUGUUAAGUGUGGCUACAUGUCGAGUCAGACCAUGUGCCAGGCUUGCACGUUGUUGGAGGGUCUGAAUAAGAAUAGAGCAGAGAUAGCGAUAUAAUGAAUACCCCUGCUGUCAAGACCAAUAUUUCUAUCGUUCCAUUACACCAUGGCUCGA